Molecule: messenger RNA, 426 nt
Organism: Paramecium pentaurelia
Lineage: Eukaryota; Ciliophora; Oligohymenophorea; Peniculida; Parameciidae
Source: the annotation of a GenBank genome assembly
AUGCCUACCAUAUAUAAAAUAAUCAAAACUACAAAAAUAUCAUAGCUGGUAAAUAAUGUAUUUCUACUUGUAUUGCUAAAGUUUAAUUUAAUAGUUACUAAGCCUUUAUAGCAUACCUAAGGAGAAGGCAUUGGUAAAAAAUCAACCAUUUGUAAAUUCAUUCCAAAAGAAAAUAACUUUUAAAUCUGUACUUGUAAAACAUUCACUUAAUAUGCAGAUGAAGAAAAAGAUUAAUAUACAUGUAAGACUAAUCCUUCUUUUUAUUGGACUAUAAAUUAAUGUAUUGAUUACCUUGUGAAGCCUUUUCAUCUGGUUUAAAUUGUAACACAAUACCAUGUUUAGAUGGUAUAUUUCAAACUAAUUUCUAUUUAUAAUACUAAAUAUAAAAAAAGCUAUUCAAAAACUGCGAGUGUUAGAUAUUAGUGA